UCGCGUGUCCCCGCUCCUGCCGCCGGUAAACAGUUUGGCUGGCAGGGCGGGUCUGAGCGGCUACGUCUCGGGAACGUGGGGAACCGCUAGGCGGCCAGAAGCUGGAGCGCGGGCCCUGGAGGGCUGCCGCCACCGCAACGGCGAGACGGAAGUCCAGCGGCGGCCCGCGCCCGGCUUCCGGGCUGUCCGGGGCGCUCCCGGAGCGGCGGUCUCCCAGCUUCCGGCCCUGGCGGGCCCGGCGGCCUCGCGCAAAAAGGCGGGUCCUCACCUGGUGAGAAGGGGAGCUGGAGCCGACCGGCGGCGGCGCGGGGGGCCGGGACCACACUCCGGCCCGAGGCCGCCGCGCUCCCCAAGGAACGUUCGUCCAUUCCUUUGCUGGACGCGGGGCAUAACUGUUCGCGGGGCAUCACAGCGCCUGUUUGCCUCCGGCCCCGGGGAAGUUCAGGCCCGUCUGGUUCCAACACACUGCUGUGUGUCAGGUUAAAGACCAAACCGCUCUCUGACUUUCUCCAUCCGGUGGUGAGCCGAAAGACGCCUCUGAUUUCUUUCAGGUGUUGACGUUGAGUAGGCCUCGUUAGCAUAUGAAGAUGGCUGCAUCCAAAGACGCCAUCCCUUCCUUAGCCGAAUGUCAAUGCGGAAUCUGUAUGGAAAUCCUACUGGAGCCGGUAACCCUUCCAUGCAACCACACGCUGUGUAACCCGUGUUUUCAAUCGACUGUUGAAAAGGCCAACCUGUGCUGUCCCUUCUGUCGCCGCCGAGUCUCUUCGUGGACUCGAUAUCAUACCCGAAGAAAUUCUCUUGUUAAUACAGACCUGUGGGAGAUUAUCCAAAAACACUAUGCAAAAGAAUGCAAGCUUAGAGUCUCUGGGCAAGAAUCAAAGGAAAUCGUUGAUGACUGCCAGCCAGUUCGUCUGUUGAGUAAACCUGGGGAGCUGAGACGAGAGUAUGAAGAGGAGAUAAGCAAGGUGGAGGCUGAACGACAAGCCAGCAAGGAAGAAGAAAACAAAGCCAGUGAGGAAUACAUACAGAAAUUGUUGGCGGAAGAAGAGGAGGAAGAAAAAAGACAGACAGAAAGAAGGAGAAGUGAGAUGGAAGAACAGCUGAAAGGGGAUGAAGAGCUGGCAAGGAGGCUCAGCAUCAGUAUUAACAAUAACUACGAGAAAAAUAUUUUGACUUCUCCUUCGAGUUCCAGAAAAUCAGAUGCAGUCACAAACAAGUCACAAAAGAAAAAUACAAACAAACAAAAAAAUUUUGGAGAUAUUCAAAAGAAAUUGACAAGUGACAUGAAGAGCCCUGUGUGGCAAGACACAGAAAUUGAAAAAGAUGAUAUGCCAACACUUUCUCCGCAGGUGUACCUAGAAACUCAAGAACAAGGUUCGGGGUCUUUAGUAGAGUCACCUGUGCCAUGGAUGUGUGCCAGGGAUGUUGAACAGUGCCUUGAAGGAGCAGUUGAAACACUAUCAACCAAUCCUGAUGAUAUAUGUGUUGUAAAUCAUGAGGAAUCUAAAGCCAAAGUGUCCUGCUCUAACGAAGCUACAGUUAAGCCUUGUGGUAAAGUAGAAAAUGAGGAGUGCUCUGUGUCAGAUAUGACCCAGUUAGCUGAUGGUAACGGAGUUCCAGAAAGUAGAGUGUAUCAUCUAGUAGAUGGAAAAGAGAUUUCCGAAAGAGAAAACCAGGAAUCUGUGUUUGAAUCAGUCAUGGAUCCAUGCUUUUCUGCAAAAAGAAGGAAAGUAUUCCUCAAAUCCUCAGAUGAAGAAGAAACAGAAGUGAACUUUACACAAAAACUGAUAGAUUUGGAGCGAAUGCUUUUUGAGAGACAUAAGCAAGAAGAAGAGGACCGAUUGUUAGCAUUGCAGCUUCAGAAGGAGGUAGAUAAAGAACAAGUGGUGCUCAACCGGCAGAAAGGCUCCCCCAAUCAGUACCAGCUGCGCACAUCUUCACCCCCAGACCGGCUGCUGCACAGACAGAGGAAGAACUCCAAAGAUAGGAACUCCGUCAAGCAGACUGAUACAGAGCAUUCAAAGUCUCAGAGGAGCACAAAAGAUGAGUAUAGGCAACCCUUCAAAAACACAUGGAAGGAUUCAGUUAAUGGAAGACAGAGGCCACAUUCCGCUAAAGAUGAUUGUAGUAAUGUAUCGAAACGCACUUAUUCCCAACAGCCUAGUAAUUCACAGAAAAGUAUUCUUCAGAUGUUUCAGAGAUGAACCAAGCAAAGCAUGGGUAAAGAGAGUAUUCUGUAAUCUAGUAAAGCUGUAUUGUAAAACUAGCACUUUUCCAUCAUAAGAUCUUGAGAGGUGUGUCAUCAAGCUAAGCAAGCACACUUACUCUUGUUUUAAGGUGUGGUUACAAGGAAGAAUUUACAAAUACGUUUCUGCAAAAAUCAGUGAUAAGGAAAGGUCCUUACGAAUUGUUUCUGUUAUUAAUAUGUUAUUAAUAACUGCUAUGCUCUGACUGCAACAGUCUUUACAGGUAUAAGAAUGCCUAGGCUAGGACAUCUUCAGGAGCCAUUCCCUUUCCAAGUCUUUCCGCCUUUCUUUUGUUAUGAAAGGGUAAGGAGCCUAACACUAAAGUAGUUCAUUCCUGUACCUGCUUUAAUCUGAGCAUUCUAGCGUUUCCUGUGAUUUAGGGUGGAUCAGGAUCUACACCAACUAGUUGACAAAAAGGCUGCGCGGUUGCUAACACAAAAGGGUUGCAGAGUGGGAUGGGGCUGAGUGGUGGGUUGGCAGUUAGGGUCACUGGAACUGUAGCAGAACCUGGGUCCAGAAUGGGCAGCAGGUUUCUUGUGGCAGAACAUUCUCCUUCAUCCCUGUGACAGAAAUACUUUGGGUCUACAGCUUUUCACACCAUGGUAUCUUGGCAAAUAUUGGGAUAUUUUUACUGAUCUAGAGAAAGGAAUUUACCACAGGAAAAGUGUACCAUAGGCUUCUGUUGGAUACCCUGCGUUACCACCCUCAACGCUUACUGGCUUAGACUUUGUGUUUGUGUGCAAGGUAAAUCCAAAGGGAACUGACUUUAUCUUGUGAAAUUUGAACUUUUACUGUUACCUUUCCUUUAGUUAAGAGAAAUAACUUUUCAGUAGACCGUAGUUCCAAUAGCAUUUCUUCUGGGUCCUGGCGUCCACUUACUGUUAACACAGUGAACUUACUGUCCUGCUGCAGUGUUUGACUUGAUCCACGUUUUUGUCAUUUGAGUUUUUCUUCCAAGUUUUAAGAUUGUUUUUAUGUUUAUCUUGGUAUUUUUUUUUAACUUAAUGCUUUACAUGUUGGAACUCCAAAUUUAAAGUUAUCACAUGGAAUCUUUGUGGAAUAGUUCAUGACCAAAGGGACGAAGAAAAACAGGUCACAGAGUGCUAUGGUUAGAAUUUAUACACUUCCCCACCUGCUGCUCCGUGGGGAAGUUGUCUUGACUGAAGUUGAUUUUGAGAUUUGUAGUUUCUCCUUUAACCUUUCUGUUGUUCCUGUUUAUGCCUUUGUGUUAGAAAGUAUUACAUUUUUUAUUGGUCAUUAGUAAACUGUUUUUUCCUCAUGUGAAAAACAUUCAAUUUUAUCAGAGUAUUAACACUGUGCAGAUGCUGAAAAUCAAAAAAUUAAAAAGAGGCCAGGCAUGGUGGUAUAUGCCUAACUAAUCCCAGUACUUGGGAGGCAGAGGCAGGGGCAUCUCUGUGAGUUCUAAAAAUAAAUAUAAUUAAUUAAAAGAA
Molecule: messenger RNA, 3697 nt
Organism: Alexandromys fortis (reed vole)
Lineage: Eukaryota; Metazoa; Chordata; Mammalia; Rodentia; Cricetidae
Gene: Rnf168
Product: ring finger protein 168
Biological process (GO): double-strand break repair; protein ubiquitination
Cellular component (GO): nucleus; site of double-strand break
Molecular function (GO): nucleosome binding; ubiquitin-protein transferase activity
Source: RefSeq, a predicted model, not a curated record